Oryzias latipes (Japanese medaka) is the source of this 6865-nucleotide messenger RNA. It is a transcript of the gene pcnx2, whose product is annotated as pecanex 2. The record is from RefSeq and is a predicted model, not a curated record. Gene Ontology annotation, cellular component: membrane. NCBI's taxonomy places the organism in Eukaryota, Metazoa, Chordata, Actinopteri, Beloniformes, Adrianichthyidae.
GAGGAGGAGGAGGAGAGGGAGAACGGAGAGGGAUGAACAGGUCAGGAUGAGAAUCGCGACGACGCACGGAUCCACACCGGCGUGGGAAACGGCACACGCGCGGGCAUCUGUGGGAGACACCGACGAGGCAUGAGGGAGAGGCCGAGGGAGGCGAGCCACAUCGCUCCAACAUGGAGGCGUAGCGGCAGCAGCGUGCGUUAGAGGAGACCCAUCCCAUUGUAGCCUAGCAGCAGCUUCAUCAUCACCAUCCGUCCGUCCAACCUGAGCGGGGAGGAGGAGGUGGAGGAGGAGGAGGAGAGUGGAGAAGAGAUGGGCUCCCAGGUCGUGCAGACCCUGCGUCAGGGGGUCUGGGCAUCCCUGACCGGGGGAUGGUUCCACGACCCGGAUCAGAACAAAUUCAACAACUCCUGCCACCUCUAUCUCUGGAUAUUUCUCCUGAUGCUGCCCCUGUCUCUCCAUCUGGCUCUUCCUCCCACCACCAUGGCUUUGAGCAUCUACUGCAGCUCCAUCACUGUCUUCUUCAUCAUCAUCAAGCUGGCCAACCACAGGCUGCAUGUGAUGUUCGAUGAGGGGGAAGCGGUGGUCCGGAGCAGCCUGUCUGAUGUCAGCAAGGCUCAGGAAAACAAAAGCAAUGCCUCAGACUCCUGUAUGCCGGCCAGUAUCAGAAAGAGCAGCACAGUCCCUGACAGCGUUGCCAUGACAACAUUGGCUCCAAAGGGUCCCAGUCCAGUGAUUCAGGUGACAGUGAAACAGACCGAAACAGACCCGGGGCUGAUUGGACUGGAUUGUUCAAAGUCGGAGGACGAAAAGGCUGUGGAAGGGGAAGCCAACCCAUCUUCAGGACACGUUGAGGCUGCUGCAGAGGAGAAGCCAGCUGACGAAGAGGUGGAUCAAAGCCCGGACGCCUCUCCGAAUGAUUUCUCCAGCCCUAAUCCAGACCAGGACGCCCCACUGCUGCAGGCUCAGCAGAGGCCCUCAUCCCGAGCUGAUACAGAGGAGAUGUGUCCUGGUUCUGCUGGGAAUAUUGAUGUGAAAAGACCUGAAACUGGAGACGGGAAAGAAAUGCUGGAUAACUUAAGCUUACUGACGGAGAAGGAGCAAUCAGAGCAGAACAGAACAGAGGGAAAAGACUUCGGGGACAAAGACACAGCGGAUGAAGGUCUUCCACCUUCCAAUGGAAGUGAGGAUGAGAGUGAGGAAGGCGGUGAGGAGCAAAAGGAACCAUCAGAUGCUAACAACAACUCCAUUGAGCUUAAAGAUUAUAGUCAGGAUGAGGCCAUUGACAUCCCAGAGGCUCCUGCACAGGCUGAGCUUGUGGAGGAAACAUACUGCUCAGAUGAGAUUGAGGUAGUUCUGGUGGAUACCUCCAGCCCCGGCCUGUCAACACACGUGGACAACAGCGACACAGUAAAGAUCAUCAUCACCAUGAGCUGUGAUCCUCAGACCGCCACUCAGUUGGAGGAGAGCGUUAAGCAGAGCCUUCUGGAGAACGCACAGGCUCAGAUGGAUGCAGGUGAAUGUCACAUCAAAAUUCCCAUCAUCACCUUUGACUCCCCCGAGGAGAAGCAGGGGCCGGAGGGGGGAGCUCAAGUGACUGGCUCUGAGGAUGAUGCCACGGCCAAACAGCAGCAGAUUCUCAGCCAAAGUGAAGUGUCCACAACCCUGGAGGGUCCAGAUCCACAGCAGGAGAAUCCCGUGACUGCUGACAGAACCGCAAGCUCUCUGCUGACCAAUGAGAACAGCUCAUCGGGAAUUGAUGUCCACUCCAACCCUGAUGAUACCGAACCUUUGGACGCUAAUGUGGACUCCCAAGGGCUCCUACGUCUGCCGAACACUGUGGGCCGCUGUGGCCCGGGGGGGCGGAUCCACGCCCGAGGACUGAGCAUGGACAGUGGGAAAGAUGCUGUUCUGCUGUCAGACCGCUCACACCACACAACAACCAUGACCAGCUCCAAAUCGGACCUGGAGGCAAAAGAGGGCCAGAUUCCCAACGAGUCCAACUUUUUGGAGUUUGUGUCGCUCCUGGGGUUCCUCAGUACGAGGGGGGGAAGAACUAGCACGCAGGAGGAGGAGGAGCCAAAGAGUAAAGAGAAAUUAGAUGGAGAAGAAGAAGAGAAUAAUCAGAGUGCAACCCCUGGAAGAGAUGAAACAAUAACAGAUACCAACUCUGACAGCAAAGCGGAGUGGCCCAAACCACCCACCAGUCUGCCAACCAACGCACUGCAGGCGAUGGCCCCCACACACAUCCCUAUAGUGUCUCCUGACAGUCCCCAGACCGACAGAGAAAAGGAUCCAGACUACGACUCCCUGCCUUCACAAACAUCUCAGUCUGAGAGCUCCAUGCUGCAGGUCAUCUGCAGACCUGAGGCCACCAACAAAGAAGAGGCGUACACCUUCCAUACGGUGCACAGAGACAGACCUCGAAAGCUGUAUGCAGAGAGAGCCCUCAACCUGCCCUUAGGAGCAGAGCUCAUUACGGGAAACAUGUGUGACCUGCUGUCAACUUCCUCCAACUCGGAGUGUCAGGACGGCGUGGCGGGGGGACACAAUGACUGCCCUUUCCAGCGACGCAUCAUCCCAGCGCACAGGCUCAGACCUCGGAGGACACAUCCUGAGAUUUUUCAGGAAGAGGACUCUCUGGACGAGUCAUCCGAGACUUCCACCCAGGAGAAGCCGAGUCGGAAGAUUUACUACAAACUUCGACUGUUUCCUGGAAAGUGGAUCAACAUUCUGUAUGACAGACUCACCCUGCUCGCACUUCUCGACAGGAACCAGGACUUUCUGGAGAACCUGGUUGCGAUCUUUAUGGCCUUCCUAGUGUCUUUUCUGGGGUUUGUGCUUCUCAAUCACGGCUGCUUCAAAGACUUCUGGGUCUUCCAGUUCUGCCUGGUUAUCGCCAGCUGUCAGUAUUCCUUACUGAAGAGUGUCCAACCAGAUGCAGCAUCACCGACUCACGGCCACAACCAGCUGGUCGCCUACAGCCGCGCAGCCUAUUUUUGUAUUAUCUGCACCCUGAUCUGGCUGCUGGAGCAGCUGCUGAGGAAGAAAGACCUGCCUGUCUCCAGCCUGUAUGGAGUUACUUUAGUCUGCUAUGACAUCCUGCACUUCCUGCGAGAUCUGCUUGUUGGAUUUACGUACUGCUUUCCACUGACUUUCCUGGUGGGCCUUUUCCCUCAGAUCAACACUUUCACCAUCUACAUGCUGGAGCAGAUUGACAUGCACUUUUUUGGAGGAACAGCUGCUACGAGUCUCAUCUCAGCCGUCUACAGCAUCCUCCGAAGUCUCAUUGCCUUGUCUCUGCUUUAUGGUUUUUGCUUCGGUGCUCUGAAGGAGCCCUGGGAUGAGCAGCACACCCCUGCCCUCUUCUCUGGCUUCUGUGGCCUUUUGGUCGUGCUCUCCUACCACCUCAGCCGGCAGAGCAGUGACCCCACCGUGCUGCUAUCUCUCAUCAAAUCAAAGAUGAUGCCUGCGCUUGUGGAGGGCGAGGAAGAGGAAGAGGACGACGCAGUAAUUAAAGACCCGCUGCCUGAGAAACUGCAGAACUCCAUGAAAGAGAUUCUGCUGUCAGAUGUGGUCAUGUGCUCCGUUGCCUACAUCUUAACCUUCGCCAUCACGGCAAGCACAGUCUUCCUGUCUCUCAAGCCUUUUGUGACCAUCGUGCUCUACGCUCUGGCGGGAACGGUCGGCUUUGUAACCCACUACCUGAUUCCGCAGCUGAGAAAGCACCAUCCCUGGCUGUGGAUCUCACAUCCAGUCCUUAAAACCAAGGAGUACGACCAGUUUGAGCCUCGAGAGGAUGCCGAGCUCAUGUGGUUUGAGCGUCUGUACGUGGGGCUCCUGUGCUUCGAGAAGUACCUGGUUUACCCCGCCAUUGUCCUCAGCGCCCUCACCAACGACAGCUUUGCACUCAGUCACCGCAAGAAACUGGGAAUCCACUGUGACGUUCUCCUGACAACGGUUGCCGGACUGAAGCUCCUGCGUUCAUCCUUCUGCGACCCCAGCUUCCAGUUUCUCACUCUUCUCUUUACACUCGUCUUUUUCCACUUUGACUGCCCGCGCUCCUCCGAGAGCUUUCUGCUGGACUUCUUCAUCAUGUCCAUAGUCUUCCACAAGAUGCGUGAGCUGCUGCUCAAACUCCAUUUCAUCCUGGUGUACAUCGCUCCCUGGCAGAUCGCUUGGGGCAGCGCUUUCCACGCCUUUGCUCAGCCCUUUGCCGUGCCUCACUCUGCCAUGCUGUUGCUCCAGACUCUGCUCACCACGGUCUUCUACACCCCUCUGGCCCCCUUCCUGGGCAGCGCCAUCUUUAUUUCCUCCUAUCCGCGGCCCAUUAAGUUCUGGGAGCGAAACUACAACACUAAGCGCAUUGACAACUCAAACAGUCGGCUGGUGUCCCAAGUUGACAAGGAGACUGGAUGCGAUGACAAUAACCUGAACUCCAUCUUUUACGAGUACCUGACGCGCUCGCUGCAGCACUCUCUGUGUGGAGACCUCAUGCUGGGCAGGUGGGGCAACUACAGCGCCGGGGACUGCUUCAUCCUGGCGUCUGACUACCUCAACGCGCUGGUUCACCUCAUCGAGAUCGGCAACGGCCUCGUCACUUUUCAGCUCAGGGGUCUGGAGUUCAGAGGCACCUACUGCCAGCAGAGAGAGGUGGAAGCCAUCACGGAAGGUGUGGAGGAGGACGACGGCUGCUGCUGCUGCGAGCCGGGCCAUCUGCCUCACAUGCUGUCAUGUAAUGCUGCUUUCAACCUGCGCUGGCUGGCCUGGGAGGUGAUGACCACCAAAUACCUGCUGGAGGGAUACAGCAUCAGCGAGAACAAUGCUGCCACCAUGCUGCAAGUGUACGACCUCCGGAAGCUGCUCAUCACCUACUACCUGAAGAGCAUCAUCUACUACCUGGUCCACUCCCCCAAGCUCACCACAUGGCUGCAGGACGCCAUCUUUCAGGAGGCGCUCCAGUCCUACACCAAGUGGCACCACAUUGAGCGCGACCCUCAGGUCUUCAGCGUGAAGAUCGAUGAAGACUACGUGCACUGCCUGCAGGGGGUGACGCGUGCCAGCUUCUGCAACGUCUACCUGGAGUGGAUCCAGUACUGUGCUGGGAAGAUGGAGACGCCUGUGGACAGUGAUGAAGACUCUCCUCUGGUCACACUGUCCUACGCGCUCUCCGUCCUCGGUCGGAGGUCCCUCGGCACGGCGUCACACAACAUGUCAAACAGCCUGGAAUCCUUCCUGUACGGCUUCAACACUCUGUUCAAAGGAGAUUUCCGCAUUGCCACCAAAGAUGAGUGGGUUUUUGCAGAUCUGGACCUCCUGCAGAAGGUGGUGGCUCCUGCUGUCAGGAUGAGCCUGAAGCUGCACCAGGAUCACUUCACCUGUCUGGAGGAGACGGAGGAAGCAUCCAUCUUGUACGAAGCCAUCACAAACUACCGCAGCAGCCUGGUGAUCUGCCACGAGAGCGACCCUGCCUGGCGUAAGGCGGUGCUGUCCAGCCGUGACACGCUGCUCACCCUGAGACACAUGAUCGACGACGGGACGGACGAGUACAAGAUCAUCAUGCUGUACAAACGCCACCUCAGCUUCAAGGUCAUCAAGAUUAAUAAAGAGUGCGUGCGGGGGCUGUGGGCGGGCCAACAGCAAGAACUGGUGUUUCUACGGAAUCGAAACCCGGAGCGCGGAAGCAUCCAGAACUCAAAGCAAGCUCUGAGAAACAUGGUCAACUCAUCCUGCGACCAGCCGCUGGGAUACCCCAUGUAUGUGUCACCGUUGACAACAUCAUACUCAGGAACCCAUCGGACCCUCCGCAGCAUCAGUGGAGGGGCGCUAAGCCUGGAUGCUAUUCGCUCCUGGCUCUGCUCUAAAUGGCUACGGGUGCGGAAGGACAACCUGACCAGCUGCAACAGCGGAGUGAACAUGGAGGAUGUGGACUGCGCCGCUGGAGGUUCAUCCUCUUUGAGCAACAACCGCCCAUCUUCUGUCACAUCCAACAGCCUGAGCAUGUACCAGCAGAGGGCCAGGACAUCGCACAGUCACAGACGCCACAAUGCAGGAAGAAGAGAGUACCGUAGCCGAUCGGUGCAGCCCCAGAGUCAACGCCCCCCUGUCACCAGCCAGUCGGGUCCUAUUCUGGAAUCAGGUUCUGCCAACGGGCUUGUGCAGCGUCUGUCUAACAGUCAGCUGUCGUUUAACACUUCAAUUGCCUCUAUAUUUUCCCAGGUCCCACAUCUUUCUGGAGCGGGAGGUAACAACUCACAGCUCCAGACCGCCCAGCAUCAACAUCGCUCCAGUCAGGUUUCUUCAUCUUCUUCCACUCUCAGCCUCCUGUUUGGGAAACGCAGCUUCUCCAGCGGCCUGGUCAUUUCGGGACUGUCCGCCGCUGAAGGAGGAAACACCACAGACACUCAGUCGUCGUCCAGUGUCAACAUCGCCAUGGGGCCGUCACACAGGUCCAGCAGCAGAGCCACACAGUGGACAUCAGACCCCUGCGAGAGUAAUGACCCAACCAACUCCACCGCCGCUGUUACUGUGAAAGACGGCAUGCAGUCAAGCGACCAGAACCACAGCCAGGGAUUAGACAAGACCCAGGAGGACCCGUCCUCUGCCACGACGGCCCCAGAACCCACCGAUCAAAAGACUGUGUGAAAGGCAUGGGACGUGCACAUGUGCGUGUCCUCAGUCUGUCGUAGAAAGGACUCCUUGAGAACGAACACACAUGCAUACAAGAUUGUACGAAAGAGCACCCAUGCACACAAAACUGGCCUCUUUUCUUUCCCUCAGCAUGUGGUCUCACCUCCUUGUCUGAAUGUAAAGUCUGAAAAAGUGGUCCUGGAUCCAGUUGAUAAAAUAAAAGCAUUUUUAAAUUGAA